AUGUCCUCAACAGCUCAAUCACAGCUCGACCCUCUUCCUCGAGAUCUACCCUUCGAGAUAAUUUCCAAGACCAUUGGGCGCGGCGCCUAUGCUUCUGUCAAAAAAGGCAGAGUCCCAUCAACGGGGGAGGUUUUUGCUGUCAAGUUCAUCCAUAAAAGAUUUGCCAUCGAGAGGGGUAGAAUCUCACUUCGGCAGAUAAACACCGAGGUUAUGCUGCAUAAACAUUGUGGGGAUCAUCCCAAUCUAAUCCAAUUUUAUGAUUUUGGAGAGGACGACGUAUGGACCUGGAUAGGAAUGGAGUUCGCCUCAGGUGGUGACCUUUUUGACAAGAUUGAACCGGAUGUCGGGGUUUCUGAGGAUAUCGGCCAUUUUUACUUCACCCAGCUUGUUGCGGGGGUGUCUUACAUACAUGGACAAGGUGUAGCACACAGAGACAUCAAGCCGGAAAACAUCCUUCUGGAUAGCCAUGGUAAUCUCAAAAUUGCGGACUUCGGGUUGGCUACACUCUUCGGCUACCAAGGGAAAUAUAAGCUCAACUCUACUGUUUGCGGGUCCCCUCCAUAUGUAGCACCAGAGGUAUUGAACGGACAGUACCGCGCCGAUCAAGUCGAUAUAUGGUCUUGUGCUGUAGUUCUAUUUGUACUACUGGCGGGAAACACUCCAUGGGAUGAACCUACAAGGAUGGCCUGGGAGUUCGAAGAAUUUAGGCGAUCAAAUGGACGACCAAGUUACGAACCAUGGCCUAGUCUUCCUGCAGACGUUUUAUCUUUGUUGAGAGGUAUGAUGAGAAUUGACCCCGUAAAUCGUUUCACUUUCGAAGAGAUUAGACGGCAUCCAUGGUUCACAAGGCCGAAUCCUCACCUCACUGCAGACGGGCUGUGUCAUGAUGGGGUUAAUUUGGCGACACAACUUAUUGAAGGACUUCAUGUAGAUUUUGAUGCCGACACAACUAUAACACCGGAAUCCUUUGCCGCCAGUAAUAUUCCCAAUAGGUUGUCUUCUACGCAGCCAGAGACGUUCAACAAUGAUGCCCAAUUCGAGUGGGAUCGUCCAUGGCAAUCCGCGUCCCAGCCACUCCACACUCGAGAGAAUUUCGACUCUUAUGAUUUCUUGAUAAGUCUUGCUGAGGAUCCAGCAAUGAGCCAAUUUGCGCCUCAACCUCAGCUACCCUUAUCUUUGACCCAAAAUGCCCAAAGAUUUGAGGACAUAUGUCCUUCUCAACGAAUGACCAGAUUUUACUCUUCUUUUUCAUUCCGCCAAAUACUACCUAUCCUAGGAAGCGCGUUACAUCGCUUGGGAGUUGCAGUUCCUCCUUUCAAAAAAAGCGAACUUUCAGAUGGCAACACGGAAACCUGGAUAUCUAUAAAGACAUUUGAUAGUAGAAAAUGUUCAUUGAGAGGCGAGAUUCUAGUAGAAAGAAUCGCACCAAAGGUCCUACAAAUCAGUUUCUCGAAGAGUACUGGGGAUCCGCUGGAGUGGAGAAGGUUCUUUAAGAAAGUGGCUGUGUUGUCGAAAGAAGCUGUUUUUACAGGGCGUAAUUAG
Morchella importuna is the source of this 1542-nucleotide messenger RNA. RefSeq lists its product as uncharacterized. The record is from RefSeq and is a predicted model, not a curated record. The transcript has 10 exons. Gene Ontology annotation, molecular function: protein kinase activity; ATP binding. The coding region runs from base 1 to 1542 and encodes 513 amino acids. Gene Ontology annotation, cellular component: cytoplasm; site of double-strand break; nucleus. Gene Ontology annotation, biological process: mitotic G2 DNA damage checkpoint signaling; protein phosphorylation. NCBI's taxonomy places the organism in Eukaryota, Fungi, Ascomycota, Pezizomycetes, Pezizales, Morchellaceae.